Messenger RNA from Neltuma alba, 1123 nucleotides. RefSeq names its product 11-beta-hydroxysteroid dehydrogenase-like 4A. Gene Ontology annotation, cellular component: cytosol. The coding region runs from base 72 to 983 and encodes 303 amino acids. Gene Ontology annotation, molecular function: oxidoreductase activity. NCBI's taxonomy places the organism in Eukaryota, Viridiplantae, Streptophyta, Magnoliopsida, Fabales, Fabaceae. The record is from RefSeq and is a predicted model, not a curated record. The transcript is spliced from 6 exons.
AGUUGUGGUCAGGGGGGGAAAAUAGUAGCUCGCGUUGGCCAAAGUGUUUCAGGUUUUGAGGGGUAAAGAGAAUGGAUUUCAUAUCAGAUUUGCUGAAUAUAGUGGUCAAUUCAUCAGCUUUCUUCGCAUUGCUCUUGCUUGUUCCUCUCUUCUACCUUUGGAAGUUCCUGUUUUCGCCAUUCACCAAAAUAUACAAGCCCAAUGAGACGAUCGCCGGCAAAGUUGUGCUCAUCACCGGAGCGUCUUCCGGAAUCGGCGAGGCUUUGGCUUACGAGUACGCGAGAAGAGGGGCUCGUUUAGCCCUUGUAGCCAGGAGAGUGGAUCGUCUACGUGCGGUUCUUGAUAAGGCUCUACGCCUAGGUGCGCCUGAUGCUAUCAUGAUUCCUGCUGAUGUUUCUGAGAUUCAAGAUGCUCGGCGCUUUGUUGACAAGACCAUCGACCAUUUUGGUCAACUGGAUCAUCUGGUAAACAAUGCCGGGAUUAAUCAAGUCAAAUUCUUUGAAGAAUUCUCCGACGAUUUCUCUAAUUUAGCCCCACUAAUGGAUAUAAAUUUCUGGGGUUCAGUAUAUGCUACACGCUUUGCUCUCCCGCACUUGAGAAAAAGUAGAGGAAAGAUUGUUGCGAUUUCCUCAUUGUCAGGAUGGUGCUCCCUUCCAAAGCUGAGCUUCUACAGUGCGAGCAAAGCAGCAAUGAUAAGCUUCUUUGAGUCAUUGAGGGCUGAAUUCGGUUCUGAUAUUGGGAUAACCAUAGUAACUCCAGGACCUGUCAAGUCAGAAAUGAUUGACCCCAAGACAUGGCCAGUCGAAUCUGCAGAAAGGUGUGCAGAGGCCAUUGUGAAGAGCACUUGCAGGGGUGACUUCUAUUUGAUUGAGCCAUCCUGGUUCAGAAUCGGAGUGUGGUUGAACUGGUUUUUUCCUGGUCUAUUGGGCUGGUUGUCUCACUUCAAGAUGCCAAAUGAUACUGUUGCAAAAAGAAACAAUUAAGCAAAAUGUGAAUUUAUUUGAAGUAGUGUUAGGCCAUUUUAUGAUGUUUGAUCGUACGCGCGGAUGAGCUACUAGUAAUGUUGUAUGAUUUCUACUGGAAUGUGAGUUUAUUUGAGUGUCAUACCAACUUUUACUUCAUU